AUCGGAUACCGGAUGUUAUGCGUCACCAACAUGCGACGGUGCCAUCUUGACGCUGUACGCGCAAGUGUUAGUAGUCUGCUUCUUUCUAUUUAGAGUUCCUCCCUGAAAGACAAGAAUAUUUAGUCAUCAUGGCUAUGCAAGCAGCAAAACGCGCUAACAUACGACUGCCUCCAGAGGUCAACAGAAUCCUUUACAUCAGGAACCUUCCCUACAAGAUCACAGCGGAGGAAAUGUAUGAUAUCUUUGGAAAGUACGGACCAAUACGUCAAAUCAGAACAGGAAACACACCUGAAACAAGAGGAACAGCCUAUGUGGUUUAUGAAGAUAUUUUUGAUGCCAAAAAUGCAUGUGAUCACUUGUCAGGCUUCAACGUUUGCAACCGCUACCUGGUGGUUCUCUACUACAACGCAAACAGGGCAUUCCAGAAAAUGGACACAAAAAAGAAAGAGGAACAGUUGAAGCUCCUAAAAGAGAAAUAUGGCAUCAACACAGACCCUCCCAAGUAGCAUUCAGAAAACAUCCUUCCUCUUUUUGUCUCAUUGUUGUCUCAAGCUACAUUUUUUCGGCUACAUUUGUGGCAGUCAAGUACUUCCGCAGUUCAUCAUCAUCAUUACAAACAUAAUCUGUUUUCUUAAUUUUUAUUUUGUUAUGGUUUUUUUUUUAAACAAUUAUAAUUAAAUAUGUGAAAAUGUUAAGGUUAGCCUUGUAACUUUAGAAUUAAAGUGCAGGAAUGCUGUUUUGCUUCAUGUGAUUUGGUUUUACCUGUAUUUAGAUUUUAGGUUUUUUUUGUUCUUUAAAAAAAAAAAUAUGUUUCCUCUGCUUUUUCAACAAUCUUUGACUUUAAAAUAGCCUUGAUUGGAAUAAUUUCUUGCUGUCUGUAAAAUAUAUUUUCUUUCUCUUAA
Phyllopteryx taeniolatus (common seadragon) is the source of this 902-nucleotide messenger RNA. It is a transcript of the gene sf3b6, whose product is annotated as splicing factor 3b, subunit 6. The record is from RefSeq and is a predicted model, not a curated record. Lineage: Eukaryota; Metazoa; Chordata; Actinopteri; Syngnathiformes; Syngnathidae. Gene Ontology annotation, molecular function: mRNA binding. Bases 129 to 506 code for a protein of 125 amino acids. Gene Ontology annotation, cellular component: cytoplasm; ribonucleoprotein complex; nucleus. The transcript has 4 exons.